Messenger RNA from Rana temporaria (common frog), 1036 nucleotides. RefSeq names its product family with sequence similarity 131 member C (gene FAM131C). Lineage: Eukaryota; Metazoa; Chordata; Amphibia; Anura; Ranidae. The annotation marks the transcript as partial. The transcript is spliced from 5 exons. The record is from RefSeq and is a predicted model, not a curated record.
UUUUCUCUGUUUUUAGAGUUUUUCUUCAGCGGUCACAAAGAAUUCCAACUGUCCAACAACAACACCAAGCCGGCCAAUCCCCCGCCGUCUGCAGAAAUCCCCCCGCCACCGGAGGGCGCCGCCCCCACCGAGAGCCCGGAGGAGGAUGAGGAGGAGGAAGAGGACGAGGAGGUCCUGGGGAAGAAAUGUUUUAAGACGCCCAACGGCUUUAUGUGCGAAUCCAAAGCAAAUUCGGUGAGCUAUGACAUCACGGAGUUGGCGACCUCGUCCCUGAUCGGUUUGGUUCAGACCAUCAAGGAUCACAUCACCAAGCCCACAGCCAUGGCCCGGGGACGUGUGGCCCACCUGAUAGCGUGGAAGGGUUGGAGCGCCCCCCAGUCCAGCUGGGACCCUUCUCUGACCGACGAGGAGCAUUACUCCGAUCUCACCGAUGAGCUGAAAGAGGCGCGCUUUGCAGCCGGGGUUGCCGAGCAGUUCGCCAUCACUGAAGCCACCCUGAGUGCCUGGUCCUCGCUGGACGAUGAAGAGAUGCAUUAUGGGUUGGGCUCCGGGGAGAUACGCCAGCUCCAAGAUCUGGAGAGCUUCUACCUGCAGAGCCGACUGCUGAGCUACACCCACGGGGCCUGCGGCUCGGACUUGGGGGGCAGCCUGCCCGGCCUCUCCUUUUCCUCCGCCGUGUCCUUGGCCGCCGCUUCCCAGCAGCUGCUGCCCAUGGAGAGAUGGGGCGCGUCGGAGCCCCCCUCUGCCUUCCAGUGCCCCCCGGUGAACGGCGGUAGGAGCAGCAGCUCGGACAACUCCAAAGCACCGGCGACGGGGGAGGGGGAGGCCCCCCCUGAAACCUGCAAACCCCGGCUCAACCAGUCGCUCCACUACGUGGACAGCAGCUCUCUGUCGGAGGACGAGGUCUUCUACAACUGAGCGGAACGCCAAACCCGCUGGAAGGUGGCCAUUGUGUGACCGACUAAUGAGCCCCUUUUUGCUGGCGGGUUUUUUCAGGUGCUCCUCGGGGGAGGGACUACUCAGACUCCGGCCUUUC